GCUAGUAGUUUCUGAAAAAAGUCGGACCUUGGUUUGGCCGACUGACCCGGCAUCUUUUGCCCUAACUAUUUACUGAGCGCACACAACACGGGAGAGAAGAAGAAGAAGAAGAAGAAACAGAAACGGAGGUGUCAAAUUCCAAAGCCGUAUAAAUAUUAAGGUACGGCUAUCACUGUCGGGCGGCGAGGGAGCGUCCCAAAUACUGUCGUCAAUCAUUCCAUUUCGGAGUCCGGUUUCCUUUCUCUCCGGCUCUCUGGCGGCGGGGAAUACAUAUUGAGCUGCGAGCAUGGCCCACGGCGGCUAUGGCAAGCGCAGGGUCGCCGGCCGACAGCCUUCCGUCGGCCGUCGGUCGAAAGCAAUCGACAAGAAAGGCAAAUCCAAGUCCGUCUCGCUCAAGAACCAGAUUCGUUCUGUGGAGCGUAUGCUCCGUAAGCAAUUGACGCCGGAAGUUAGGGAAGCGCAAGAGAAGAAGUUAGAAGGGCUGAAGAAUCAGCAGGAUCUCCAUACUCGAUUGGCUCUUGAGCGCAAAAUGUUCUUGCGAGACAGGAAGAUUAAGUUCUUUGAGAGGAGAAAGGUGGAAAGAAGAAUCAGACGCUUGGAGAGGCAACAGCGAGCUUCUUCCGGUCAGGCACUUGAUCCCCAGGCUGUUGAGCAGCUUUCUAAGUUGAAGGAGGAUCUUGAAUAUGUUAGAUUUUUCCCCAAGACAGAGAAAUAUGUGUCUUUGUUUUCUGGAGGCGAUGAUUCAGAGGUCCUUGAUAAGAGAAAUGGAUUGCGGAAGCAGAUUAAAGCCAACCUAAUUGCUGCUGCUGCCAGUGGCAAAGACCUCGAAGAGACGGGAAGUGAGGAUGACGGGCUGUUGGAUCUCAGCGAGGAUGAUUUCUUCCUAGCUGGAAGCUCAAGUGAUGAAGCAGAUGCAGAUGAUGAAUGGACAGACAAAAGCACAAGAGAACAGGCUUCAAGUACUUCUGGUAAAGCAGCAUCUGGCAUGUCAAGCGAUGAAAAGAAUCAGAGGGAGAUAUCUGCUAGAGCUCUGAUGCCUCCUCCCAGGCCUUCACACAACUCAAGUCGUUCCAACACAGUCCAUGGGAGAUCAAGGUUUGGAGCGUCAUCAAGUAAAAAUUCGUGGAGACAGAGGGCUGAUAUAUCUACUACAUCCAGCAACACUUCAAGCAGCAGCAGAAGUGGUCCGUCCACUUUUCAACCUGGCAGCGGCAGGGGUUCUUUAAAUGGCAGGACUGGCAGUGGCACUGGCCAGAGCAGUAAUGUUAGUUCUGGCUCUGAUGCUCAUAAGCCGCACAGGAAGAGGAAGAGAAGAAAGAAGAAGCAACAGGUGUAACGUUAGUGUAACUAUGGUUUUGCUCGGUCGAGGAAGACGAACGUACCAAUGUCAUGUACUUUGGUGCGUUGGACAAUGUUUUGGCAGCUGCAGACUGCAGCUACAUAUACGUGUUGUAAAACGUUAAACUCUUGUUCCUAUCGAACAGUCUUUUAUUGCGCUCGAAUCAUCGAUUUAACAUUGUUUCGAUAGGUUGGUUUCCUUUCGACGUCGUCUGCACUGCUCAAUGCCUUAAUACCAUUUCCUUUGUCUUAGUCCUUACUUCACCCUCUGCCUGUUUGGCCAAAGCUCGCAAAUGAGCAUGUGUUUGUUAUUGUGUGGAUAUUGACGGUCGAUCCAACGGAUGUCGUGGCGACAGUUUUUUAGGAGGUUGUUUGGAUGAGGUAUUGCGGCCCAAAUAAUUUAUUGUGAUUUGUGAGUCAUUUGUAACAUAAUAAUCUGUAUGGAACUCAAUGCACAAUGAAUCAUUUUAACUUUUUUUUUUUUUGAUUACUCAUUUUAACUUUUGUUAUACUGAAAAAUGAGU
Molecule: messenger RNA, 1862 nt
Organism: Linum tenue
Lineage: Eukaryota; Viridiplantae; Streptophyta; Magnoliopsida; Malpighiales; Linaceae
Source: the annotation of a GenBank genome assembly